Rhodamnia argentea is the source of this 507-nucleotide messenger RNA. RefSeq names its product germin-like protein subfamily 1 member 7. Lineage: Eukaryota; Viridiplantae; Streptophyta; Magnoliopsida; Myrtales; Myrtaceae. The transcript has a single exon. Gene Ontology annotation, molecular function: manganese ion binding. The record is from RefSeq and is a predicted model, not a curated record. The coding region runs from base 1 to 507 and encodes 168 amino acids. Gene Ontology annotation, cellular component: cell wall.
AUGCCUCUGACUGUUCUGAGGAAAUUGUCAACCAUUUUACCUAGAAGCACUGCCAAUCCCUUGGGCUCCACCGUCACCCCAGUGACUGUAGACAAGAUAGCGGGACUCAACACUCUUGGCAUUUCCAUGGCUCGUAUCGACUUUGGAAUAGACGGUUUGAAUCCUCCCCACACUCACCCGCGUGGCACUGAGAUAUUACUUGUCUUGGAGGGUACCCUGGGCUUCGUCACAUCCAACCAGUUGAACAACACUCUCUUUGCAAAAGUUCUUUACCUCGGAGAUGUUUUCAUUUUCCCCAUUGGGAUGAUUCACUUCCAGCUCAGCAUUGGAAAGACCAAUGCAGUCACGAUCACUGCUCCAAGCAGCCAAAACCCAGGAGUCAUCACUAUAGCCAAUGCAUUGUUUAAUCCAAAGCCGCCUAUUUCACCCGAAGUUUUAGCCAAGGGGUUCCAGGUGGAUGAGAAGUUUGUUGAGAAACUUCAAAAGAAGUUCUGGUACUACAAUUAA